Messenger RNA from Eruca vesicaria subsp. sativa (arugula), 1238 nucleotides. Lineage: Eukaryota; Viridiplantae; Streptophyta; Magnoliopsida; Brassicales; Brassicaceae. The record is from the annotation of a GenBank genome assembly.
AUGGAUAGUUGUCUCUCUAACCAAGCCACGCUCCCUUCUCUUGGGUUUAUUGUUCCGGCCAUGAGCAAGGUCCAGUAUAGAUCGAUGGUCACGGUAGCCACGGCGGGUAAGAGCAGGUACGAGCCUGGAAACAGCUUUAACGCGCCUCUUAAGCCUCGAACUUUGCAGGGGAGGUUUCUGAGAGGUCUGUUGCUAAACAAGAGGCACCUCUUCCACUACGCCGCUGCUGAUGAGCUCAGGUUACUGGCAGAUAACCGUGAAGCUGCUUUAGCUCGUAUGUCUCUUAGCUUUGGUUCCGAUGAAGCUUCUCUCCACAGAAGAAUAGCUCAGCUCAAGGAACGUUACUGCAAACUUGCAGUCCAAGAAAUAAUGUACAUGUUAAUAGUCUAUAAAUACUCAGAGAUAAGAGUCUCUCUCUCUCCAAAUCUCUCUAGAUGCAUCCACAAUGGAAGACUCGAAAUAUGGGCUAAGAAAGAUCGGGAGCUGGAGUCAAUCCACAGCUGUGAUGAUACCCUUGAGCUCAUCAAAGAACACGUAAACGCAGUCAUCGGAUUACGUGUCAACUCAUGUCUACAUGAGAAAACACAGAUACAGAAACUUCAUUUCAAGAAGGUAUACGUUGGCUCGAUCUUGUGUGGUUACUUCUUGAAAUCUGCUUCCCUCAGACACCAACUCGAGUGUUCCUUACCCGAUCUCCAUGGAAGUGUCUUUGGAUCUUCUUUGACAAUUGGCACUGCACAGGUGGAACAUCUGAGACAUUACAUCACAGGGUUUGACCCCGAGACAAUGCAGAGAUGUACAAAGCCUAGGACAGAGGAAGCAAGGAGUUUGAUAAAGAAGCAAUGUUUGGCUCUUUUUGGCACGGAGGAAAGUGAUGAGACCAUUGUGACAUCGUAUUCGAGUCUGAAGCGGUUGGUUUUGGAAGCUGUGGCGUUUGGGACGUUUUUGUGGGACACUGAGUUGUAUGUAGAUGGUGCAUAUAGGCUCAAUGAAAAUGCAGAAGAACAAGAAAAUAGAAGUUUAUGAAAACCAGCUUGGUUUAAAGAAAAUCGUCAGGAUUCUUUGGUUGUGUUAUAUAUAGGGAAGAAAUUUCUGCCGAAUCUCUCAGGCAGUUCUUUAGUGUAUACUGAAUAGCCGAGUAAGAAUGUGUUAGUUAAGGAAACAAGGCCUGUAACUAGUUAUUCAUGAAAGGAAUAUGCUCAAUAAAAUAAAAAAAAUACUCAUUGGUGGUAAAAACG